AGUUCAAACCCAUCUUCCUGAAUACUAUCGACCCAUCUCAUCCUAUGGCAAAGCUGAACAGAGCUGCGAAUACCCAGAAAUGCAUCCGAGCUGGGGGAAAACACAAUGACCUGGAUGACGUGGGCAAAGAUGUCUACCAUCACACAUUUUUUGAGAUGUUGGGCUCCUGGUCUUUUGGAGAUUACUUCAAGGAAUUGGCUUGUAAGAUGGCUCUGGAACUUCUCACCCAAGAAUUUGGCAUUCCAGUCGAAAGACUCUAUGUUACUUACUUUGGUGGGGAUGAAGCAGCUGGCUUAGAGCCAGACCUGGAGUGCAAACAAAUCUGGCAAAAUCUGGGAUUGGAUGACAGCAAAAUCCUCCCUGGCAACAUGAAAGAUAACUUCUGGGAGAUGGGUGACACAGGCCCAUGUGGUCCCUGCAGUGAGAUCCAUUAUGACCGAAUUGGUGGUCGGGACGCUGCACACCUUGUCAACCAGGAUGACCCUAAUGUGUUGGAGAUCUGGAACCUUGUGUUCAUCCAGUAUAACAGGGAAACUGAUGGCAUUUUGAAGCCUCUUCCCAAGAAAAGCAUUGACACAGGGAUGGGCCUGGAGCGACUGGUUUCUGUGCUGCAGAAUAAGAUGUCGAACUAUGACACUGACCUUUUUGUUCCUUAUUUUGAAGCCAUUCAGAAGGGCACAGGUGCCCGGCCAUACACUGGGAAGGUUGGUGCUGAAGAUACUGAUGGGAUCGAUAUGGCCUACCGAGUACUGGCAGACCAUGCUCGCACUAUCACGGUGGCGCUGGCCGAUGGUGGUCGGCCUGAUAAUACAGGACGAGGGUACGUGUUGAGACGGAUUCUUCGCCGGGCUGUUCGAUACUCUCAUGAGAAACUCAAUGCCAACAGAGGUUUCUUUGCUACAUUAGUAGAUGUUGUUGUCCAGUCUCUGGGAGAUGCAUUUCCUGAGCUAAAGAAGGACCCAGAUAUGGUGAAGGACAUCAUUAAUGAAGAAGAAGUGCAGUUUCUUAAGACUCUCAGUAGAGGGCGUCGCAUCCUAGACAGAAAAAUUCAGAGCCUGGGAGACAGCAAGACUAUUCCUGGGGACACUGCUUGGCUUCUUUAUGACACCUAUGGGUUUCCAGUGGAUCUUACUGGACUAAUUGCUGAAGAGAAGGGCAUGGUGGUUGAUAUGGAUGGCUUUGAAGAGGAGAGAAAGUUGGCCCAGUUGAAGUCGCAAGGGAAGGGAGCUGGUGGGGAAGACCACAUCAUGCUGGACAUUUAUGCUAUUGAGGAGCUCCGGGAAAAGGAUCUGGAAGCAACAGAUGAUUCCCCAAAAUAUAAUUACCAUUCAGAUUCCAGUGGUAGCUAUGUGUUUGAGAGCACAUUGGCUACAGUGAUGGCUUUGCGCAGGGAUAAGAUGUUUGUGGAAGAGGUGUCCACAGGCCAAGAGUGUGGGGUCGUGCUGGACAAGACCUGUUUCUAUGCUGAGCAAGGAGGUCAGACCUAUGAUGAAGGCUACCUGGUGAAGGUGGAUGACAGCAGUGAAGAUAAAACGGAGUUUACAGUGAAGAAUGUUCAGGUGCGAGGAGGGUAUGUGCUGCACAUAGGAACAAUCUAUGGCAACCUGAAAGUGGGGGAUCAGGUCCGGCUGUUCAUAGAUGAGCCCCGACGGAGACCUGUCAUGAGCAACCACACAGCUACCCACAUUCUGAACUUUGCCCUGCGCUCUGUCCUUGGAGAAGCUGACCAGAGAGGUUCCCUUGUUGCUCCUGACCGCCUUCGGUUUGACUUCACUGCAAAGGGAGCUAUGUCCAGCCAGCAGAUCAAGAAGGCUGAAGAGAUUGCUAAUGGAAUGAUUGAGGCUGCCAAGCCUGUCUAUACUCAGGAUUGCCCUCUGGCAGCUGCUAAAGCCAUCCAGGGCCUGCGGGCAGUGUUUGAUGAAACCUAUCCUGACCCUGUACGAGUUGUCUCCAUUGGGGUCCCUGUGUCCAAGCUCUUGGAUGACCCCUCCAGUCCUGCUGGCUCCCUCACUUCUGUUGAGUUCUGUGGGGGAACACACCUGCAGAAUUCCAGUCAUGCAGCAGCAUUUGUGAUUGUGAGUGAAGAAGCUAUUGCCAAAGGCAUCCGGAGGAUUGUAGCUGUCACAGGGGCAGAAGCUCAGAAGGCCCUCAGGAAAGCAGAGAGCUUGAAGAAGUCUCUCUCUGUCAUGGAGGCCAAAGUGAAGGCUCAGACUGCACCAAACAAGGAUGUACAGAAAGAAAUUGCUGACCUUGGUGAGGCCCUGGCUACUGCAGUCAUCCCUCAGUGGCAGAAGGAUGAGUUCCGAGAGAACCUCAAAUCUCUGAAGAAGAUCAUGGAUGACCUAGACCGUGCUAGCAAAGCGGAUGUCCAGAAGCGAGUGUUGGAGAAGACAAAGCAGCUCAUUGACAGCAAUCCCAACCAACCCCUUGUCAUCCUGGAGAUGGAGAGUGGUGCUUCAGCCAAGGCUCUGAAUGAAGCCUUGAAGCUCUUCAAGACACAUUCCCCCCAGACAUCUGCCAUGCUUUUCACAGUGGAUAAUGAGGCUGGCAAGAUCACCUGCUUAUGUCAAGUCCCCCAGAAUGCAGCCAAUCGGGGCCUGAAAGCCAGCGAGUGGGUACAGCAAGUAUCAGGCCUGAUGGAUGGCAAAGGUGGUGGCAAAGAUGUGUCCGCUCAGGCCACAGGCAAAAAUGUGGGCUGUCUACAGGAGGCGCUGCAGCUGGCCACUUCUUUUGCCCAGCUCCACCUGGGAGAUGUGCAGAACUGAAGGAAGUGACAGCUUCCUCUAGGAAGUUUCUGCCCUUUACCCAGAUAUAUCCGUCCAGCCAGAAGCUCUCCAUCAGCCACAAGGACAUCGCGGGACCUUUAAAUCAUCACAUAUGUCCUCCUAACCCAGCAGUAACUGGAAGUCAACCUGAUAGCUGGCUUAUGACUCAACACCCACAUUACAUUUCUAUCCUGAGUCUUUCACAUCAGCAUCAUCUGUCUAGAACUACUACCCCGGCUGUUGCUAUUUAUCACUGUCAGUCUCAAGACUGUAGAUAAAAGUUCCCUGCGGACCUGAGCCUCUGGUCUGCAAAGGGAUUUGGGGCGGGGGAAUGGGGGAGCUGCAGAGAAUAAAAGGACCAUGUGCAAUAUUUGAUGCCAUGUGAUUUCAAGCAUUUCCUCCCACCCCUCCACUUGGUGCUCCCUUGUUUGAUACCUAUGACUCCCUGGAUGUUGGUCAAACAAAUGGUGUAGCUUCUGCUGGUUUCUGGUUGUAGUCCUUGCUAUCCAGUCUUAAGCGCCUGAAUGUUGGAAAUGGCUUCUGGGAUGGUCUCAAGACAUUUGUGGAAGUGAAGUGAGAUAGGGACAGUUACUUAUUAGUCAUUCAAUAGAAGAUGAUUCAAGGAGUUAUUGGAAGCAGAAAGGCUCUCAUGGAGUCUUUUGUAGGUGAAUCUUUUCAGUCCUUAUGUUUAUGUCCUUUCCUCUUCCUCCUCUU
This is a messenger RNA of Erinaceus europaeus (western European hedgehog), 3479 nucleotides long. RefSeq names its product alanyl-tRNA synthetase 1 (gene AARS1). Gene Ontology annotation, biological process: alanyl-tRNA aminoacylation; tRNA modification. Gene Ontology annotation, cellular component: mitochondrion; cytoplasm. The record is from RefSeq and is a predicted model, not a curated record. The transcript has 19 exons. Lineage: Eukaryota; Metazoa; Chordata; Mammalia; Eulipotyphla; Erinaceidae. The coding region runs from base 45 to 2765 and encodes 906 amino acids. Gene Ontology annotation, molecular function: alanine-tRNA ligase activity; ATP binding; amino acid binding.